Molecule: messenger RNA, 1725 nt
Organism: Miniopterus natalensis
Lineage: Eukaryota; Metazoa; Chordata; Mammalia; Chiroptera; Miniopteridae
Source: RefSeq, a predicted model, not a curated record
UCUUUUUGUCUUUUUUGUUUGCAGAGAAGCUGAUGAUCUAGGACCUACGUUGAACAACUUCAUAAGAACUUUGUAUUUAGUUUACUUGGGUUGGUGUGCUAUAAGUUCCUUGAAGACUGUGGUUCUUCUGAGGAGGAGAACUGGAUAAUGUGGAAAAAGUGAAAAUGCCUCGUGUUAAAGCAGCUCAAGCUGGAAGACAGGGCCCUGCAAAGAGACAUCUUGCAGAACAAUUUGCAGCUGGUGAGGUAAUCACCGACUUGGCAAAAAAGGAAUGGAAACUAGGAUUACCCAUUGGCCAAGGUGGCUUUGGUUGUAUAUACCUUGCUGAUAAGAAUUCUUCAAAAUCGGUGGGCAGCGAUGCACCCUAUGUUGUGAAAGUGGAACCCAGUGACAAUGGACCUCUUUUUACUGAAUUAAAGUUCUACCAGCGAGCUGCCAAACCAGAGCAAAUUCGGAAAUGGAUUCAUACCCAUAAACUGAAGUACCUGGGUGUUCCUAAAUACUGGGGGUCUGGUCUACAUGAUAAAAAUGGAAAAAGUUACAGAUUUAUGAUAAUGGAUCGCUUCGGGAGUGACCUUCAGAAAAUAUAUGAAGCAAAUGCCAAAAGGUUUUCUCGGAAAACUGUCUUGCAGCUAAGUUUAAGAAUUCUUGAUAUCCUGGAAUAUAUUCACGAGCACGAGUAUGUGCAUGGAGAUAUCAAGGCCUCAAAUCUUCUUCUGAGCUGCAAGAAUCCUGACCAGGUGUACCUGGUGGAUUAUGGCCUUGCUUAUCGAUACUGCCCAGAAGGAAUUCAUAAAGAAUACAAGGAAGACCCCAAAAGAUGUCACGAUGGCACCAUUGAAUUCACCAGCAUUGACGCGCACAAUGGCGUGGCCCCAUCAAGACGUGGUGACUUGGAAAUACUUGGUUACUGCAUGAUCCAGUGGCUCAGUGGCCAUCUUCCUUGGGAGGAUAAUUUGAAAGAUCCUAACUAUGUUAGAGAUUCCAAAAUUAGAUACAGAGAAAAUAUUGCAGGGUUGAUGGACAAAUGUUUUCCUGAGAAGAACAAACCAGAUGAAAUUGCUAAAUACAUGGAAACAGUGAAAUUACUGGACUAUGACGAGAAACCUCUUUAUCAAAAUUUACAAGAUAUUCUUUUGCAAGGACUAAAAUCUAUAGGAAGUAAGGAUGAUGGCAAACUGGACCUUGGGUCUUUGGAGAAUGGAGGCCUGAAAGCAAAAUCUGUAACAAAGCGAAAGAAAGCAGCUGAGAAAAGCACAGAGGCGAGUGUUGAAGAAAUGGAAUGCUCAGAUGCCCAGCCGGAAGAAGCGAUGCAGACGCGUUCAAAACGGAGAAAGAGAGUCCAGAAGUAAAUCACAUGCUGUGUGAGCCAGUUUCCUUUCCUUCCUUUCAUGUGACUUUUCUCUUUUUUCUUUUUUGGGUGUUUUCAUGUGAGUGUUGUGGGUGGGGUAGUGGGGAAAUACCUAUGUCUCUGAAAAACCAAUUUUUUAUUAAAAUAAAUGCUUUGUACAAUUUAUUAAAGGCUAACUUAUAAAAUUUCAAAAUGUUUAGGUUACAUGUACCCUUUAAGCUGUCUGUGCCUGUGAAAGGUCUGGAUACUUACAGAGAAAUUGCUGUGACGUGCACUUUCCCGUCGUGUGUCUUUCCCAGAAUAUAACAUGCUUGACGAGUCUUUCCUUUAAAGGAAAUAGGAAACUUAAAAUAAAAGGGUCUUUUCGCUUGAUA